Molecule: messenger RNA, 3128 nt
Organism: Dinoponera quadriceps
Lineage: Eukaryota; Metazoa; Arthropoda; Insecta; Hymenoptera; Formicidae
Product: ATP-binding cassette sub-family G member 4
Exons: 13
Coding region: 1197-3128 (643 amino acids)
Cellular component (GO): plasma membrane
Molecular function (GO): ATP hydrolysis activity; ATP binding; ABC-type transporter activity
Source: RefSeq, a predicted model, not a curated record
AGACGCAUGACGUAAGCACAGACGAUAUUUAAACAUUGUUGAAGAGUUUUUUAUUUCUAAGAUUCGCUCGAGGCCUCGUACAUCAGGUACAAUUUUUUCUUGUCGCUGAGAAAUAAACCAUUCGAACACUCGAUUUUAUCCUCCAUAUUAUGCUUCCAUAUUACGAUGACGUCAAAGCAACACUACAUAACGCAUAUACUGUUAGAUGUUUUGCUCCACAUUUAACUUAUCAACAGUUUAUAAUUUGCAAUUGCCUAGAUUGCUUCUUGUUGACAGUCUUUUCGGUUCGCAUUGCGUGUUAAGUUCAUGAUAAUAUCUAUGACGCAUUUAGCGAUUAUUCCGCGACCUUUUUUUCGUCGCGACAAUUUCGCUAUGUUAGCAAUUGUCUCCGUCGGACGCUCCUUAUUACCAAAUACGCAAGCGAGCAUUUUGCCCGCAAAACUACGAACGCGUAUUGAUCAUUUCUACAUUAAACAUAACUCGACAUUAUACAUGUGUCACGCGUAUCGCCGCAUGAUUGGAUAAGAAAAUCGUUAUAAAUGAAAUCACCGGACUGGACUUAGAUUCCGUAGACUGUGCACUUUGAUAUUUUUCUAGAAUGUAGCGCUCUCAAGAUUAUGUUAACGCGACAGAAGUUAGUUCAACAUCGACUAGGGAGUCCGGCGAUUCGCAUAGUCGAAUAUCAGUAUAACGCUAUGUGCGACCACACUCGUUUCGCGAUUUAACAUGUGGCAAGAGACACACUUUAUCGUUAUUUUAUCGUUAACCUGAAGUUAAUUCUAAGUGAUUUUAGUUUCGAAUGCUUGGGAAAGACGGGUUUUUCCAAAUUUUCCGCGAAUUUCUUCGGUUUCUCUCCCAAAGGUGGAGAAGAAAUACGUUUGGAAAAAUCCAUGUGUGUUCGUUUAAAACCUGCCACAUUAAUUUUUCUUGCACGCGGAAAAUAAGAGAUAAGAGACUGAAAAAAAAUCGCGAAAAAACUGGAAUACUUGAUCUCUUCUGAACCUUUUGAGCAUGUGACCGAUUGAAUUUUACACUUUGCAGUUGAAGUUCCAUUCUUAUGAGGAAGGAUUUAAAAAAUGGUGUGGCAUUUAUAUACAGGAUGCUCCAGAAUAAUCUUUACCGGGAACGUAAACAAAUGAACAUUCGAGCAUAAUCAGCCCUUCACUGAAUCUGAUUCACUCAAAGCGCGUGACGCGAUGGAGGUAUUGAUACACGAAGCGAGUAGCGGACAGGAAACGAGCGCAAACACGGCGAUUUGUACGGUCGAUCCUAAAUCUACGUCUAAGGAAAAGCGCGAGGAUAUCGGCGAGCUGUCCCACGUUGGGACGCACGAUAAUAACAGAGAGUCAAUCGACAUCAUCUUUGAGGAUAUCACUUAUACUGUAAACCUCGGCUGUAAAAAAGGACAAAAAGAGAUACUGCAUGAGAUUAACGGCAGACUUCCUGGUAAACAGUUGAUCGCUUUGAUGGGACCGUCCGGCGCGGGGAAAUCUACAUUACUCGAUGUUCUAUCUGGUUUCCGGGUGACCGGAGUAGAUGGUAUUGUGUUUGUCAAUGGACGUGUUCGACAUCUUAACACCUUCCGCAAAUGCAGCGCGUACAUUACACAAGACGAUCGAUUGGAGCCUCUGCUGACCGUAUUGGAGAACAUGAGAGUCGCCGCUGACUUAAAACUGCCAACGGACACGCAGCAACACAAGAAAGAAAUGAUCAUCGAAGAGAUUCUCACGACACUUGGCCUGUACGAACACAUGCAAACGAGAGCCGGUAGAUUAAGUGGCGGUCAAAAGAAACGGCUGUCCAUUGCAUUGGAGUUGGUCAACAAUCCCACGGUGAUGUUCCUUGACGAACCUACCACAGGUCUGGACAGCUCAUCAUGUAUGCAAGUCGUAAAUUUGCUGAAGAUACUCGCGCGACAAGGAAGGACAAUAGUUUGCACUAUUCAUCAGCCUAGUGCUUCCCUAUUUCAACUGUUUGACUUGGUGUACGUGCUGUCAGAGGGAGAAUGCCUUUACCAAGGAGCAACGGACAAAUUAGUACCAUACUUGGAAAGUAUAAAACUACCGUGUCCUAUGUACCACAACCCCGCAGAUUAUAUAAUCGAGCUUGCCUGUGGAGAAUAUGGUAAAGAUAAAAUUGACACUUUGAUUAUGGCGUCUCAAAAUGGAAAAAACUUGCAAUGGUUCGACAAUCCGAAAGCUUUGAAAGAUGCAAAAAGUUUAAGAGCGGCUCAUCCUCUGAAAAGUUCAAGUGUUUUGGGAAAAAGGAGUACCUUACACGCGACAAAUUUCUCUCAUCAAUUGAAAGUCUUAUUGAGAAGAGGCUUUAUUAUGAGCAAACGAGAUACGACCCUGACGCACUUGCGGAUCGGAGUUAAUAUAGUCGUCGGUAUUAUGCUCGGAUUGGUUUUUCUGCGUUCCGGCGCCGAUGGUUCACGUGUUUUGAAUAAUUACAAUCUCCUCUUUUCUGUCCUAAUACAUCAUAUGAUGACAACGAUGAUGCUCACCGUGGUGACCUUUCCCAUGCAGAUGUCCAUCCUCAUUAAGGAGCACUUUAACCGAUGGUACAGUUUGAAAGCAUUUUAUACAGCGUUAACGUUGAUCGAUCUGCCGAUUUCGAUAGUAUGCUGCAUAUUGUUCUCAUUAAUUGUGUACUUCAUAUCGGCGCAACCAAUGGAAAUCAUACGAUUUUCUAUGUUCUUGGCCAUUAGUUUACUAAUCAUGUUUAUAGGCCAAGGUACCGGCCUCAUGAUAGGCGCCGUAUUCAAUGUAGUGAAUGGUACGUUCAUGGGACCGACAAUAGCGGUACCUUUAAUGAUGUUCGCUGGAUUUGGCGUAUCCUUGCGUGAUCUACCGAGCUACCUCAAGUGGGGUAGCUACGUCAGUUAUUUACGAUACGGUUUGGAGGGAUUCGUCGGCGCCAUCUAUGGAAUGGACAGACCCAUUUUAGAUUGCAAAGAGAAGGGGGAGAUUUAUUGUCAUUACAAAUAUCCUCAAAAAUUUCUGUCAGACAUUGCUAUGAGGGGGGACCAAUUCUGGAACGAUAUCAUCGCACUUUUUGCGAUAUUGAUCAUCACACGAUGCAGCGCGUAUCUACUUUUGCGAUGGAAGCUCAUGUCAUUGCGAUAA